UUAGAUUCGAUCUCAACCUUCGCAAUGUCUACCCUAUAGGCUAUCGCUGCGUUUAUUUUCUCUCUCUAAUAAAGGUGUGCUAAUUUUCUAAUUUCGAUGAAAACCCAAUAAAAUCUGGAGAGAGAAUAUUCCGAAAUUGAAAAAUUAAAAAAAAAAAAAAAAGGGGAAAACCCCGGAGCUUCAGCUCGCACUAUCCCUUCUCUCCCUCUAUCCAAAGAAAACCCUGGAUUUUUCACCCGUUCCGAGCCAUGCAUCCAUGAUUUUGCCCUGAAGACCAACUCUAAUCCUCGCCGAGGAGGAGAUCGUCAUCGUCAUGUACAGGGAACGAGGGAUUGGUGGGUCCAAGACUGAGGUGGGACUUGUCGAUCGGAAACGGAUCAACGAUGCUCUUGAUAAACAUCUCGAGCGCUCCUCUCCUUCUACCUCCAGAGCAAUCAACAAGGAUGUUUCGUCGCAGUCUCGUCUCAUGGGGAAACAACCGCCUGAUCGCAAAGAUCUCCUCUCCAAAAACAAUUCCUCCGAUGAGGAAUCUGAGACAGACAGUGAAGACUCAGAGGUUAGUGGUUCUGAUGGGGAGGACACAUCCUGGAUCUCAUGGUUUUGCAAUCUGCGGGGAAAUGAAUUCUUUUGUGAAGUCGAUGAUGAUUACAUUCAAGAUGAUUUUAACCUCUGUGGGUUAAGCAGUCAAGUUCCUUAUUAUGAUUAUGCACUUGAUUUGAUUUUGGAUGUUGAAUCCUCUCAUGGAGAUAUGUUUACAGAGGAACAACAUGAGUUAGUGGAGUCAGCGGCAGAGAUGCUUUAUGGUCUGAUUCAUGCCCGAUAUAUAUUGACUGGCAAAGGGAUGGUAGCUAUGCUGGACAAGUACAAGAACUGUGACUUUGGGAGAUGCCCAAGAGUUUACUGCUGUGGACAGCCCUGCCUUCCAGUUGGUCAAUCAGACAUUCCUCGGUCAAGCACUGUCAAAAUAUGUUGCCCCAGAUGUGAAGAUGUGUACUACCCCCGUUCCAAAUACCAAGGUAACAUUGAUGGAGCCUACUUUGGAACAACAUUUCCUCACGUGUUCUUGAUGACAUAUGGACAUCUCAAGCCACAAAAGCCAACACAGAGUUAUGUUCCAAGAGUAUUUGGGUUCAAAAUACACAAACCAUGACAGUGGAAGUUCAAGCUUCUUUGGUUAAGAAGAGUUGGCAAAGGUAAAAGUCACGUAGGAUGCCCUAAAUCUGCCCCUGCCUUCACUCCAGAAGAACCAGAAAAUAAUGGGGAAAACUUGUUCUUAAUAUGUUCAAGCAAAUAUCAUAAAGAAAUUAUGCAAUCAUGUCAGGUAAUUAGUCCUCAUAUAUUAGUUGCCUAAGUAGCUAGCUUCUUUUCGUUUCAAUUUUCCGAGUUGCAAAUUUUCAAUUUACUUUUUCUUCGUAGAGUAAUUUGAAACUAAUGAAUUUUAUGUUUAGAGGUUUGAUAUUUUGUUGUUACCUGAGCACUUGAAUUUUAAAGGAUUGUGUUAUAUCAUCUGAUCCAUUUGUGUUUC
Molecule: messenger RNA, 1525 nt
Organism: Hevea brasiliensis (rubber tree)
Lineage: Eukaryota; Viridiplantae; Streptophyta; Magnoliopsida; Malpighiales; Euphorbiaceae
Product: casein kinase II subunit beta-1
Exons: 5
Coding region: 314-1150 (278 amino acids)
Cellular component (GO): cytoplasm; protein kinase CK2 complex
Molecular function (GO): protein kinase regulator activity
Source: RefSeq, a predicted model, not a curated record